GAAGCACCGCUCUGAGAAGACUAAAUAUACUAGCACAAAAAAUUAUUAAAGACUCAUAUCCCAGGAUUUAUAAAUCGUACAGUGACUUAUUAAUAAAAUGAAAGUGUCUAUUAAAAAACUAUUUAUAAUAUACUUGUGUUAAGACUGAUAUUUUCCACAAAUGUGCGAUUAUGUGUAAAUCCAUGUUGGUAUAAAAUUGUGUUAUUUUGUGACUUUUACAAAAGUGCUGGGAAGUGAAAUAGAUUUUUUGAUUUAUUCUGUAGAUUUUUAAUUAAAAUUGUAAAAAUGGUUGCUGGAGCUACAGUAGCACCUUUGUCUGGUGCAGCGGUGGUCAAUGAUGUUACAAAUGAGCCACAGAAACGUGCCAGCGAUAAUAGAAGGAGUAAUAAACCAAUCAUGGAAAAAAGAAGACGAGCUCGUAUCAAUAACUGCUUGAACGAACUUAAGACAUUGAUUUUGGAUGCCAUGAAAAAAGACCCUGCUCGUCAUUCAAAAUUGGAAAAAGCAGACAUUCUAGAAAUGACUGUUCGACAUUUAGAGUCCUUGCAAAGACAACAAACCGCUUUAGCCACUGCCGCCGAUCCAGGUGUUAUGAAUAAAUUCCGUGCCGGAUAUGCACAAUGUUGCGGUGAAGUGAGUAGGUUUCCUGGUUUGGAACCUGCUGUUCGGAGGCGAUUGAUGCAACACUUAGCAGGUUGCUUGGUCAAUGCUACUAAUGGAAAUGCUAAUAGAAAAUCACCGACAACUGUACAAGAUGAAACUCCAGAAUCCAAUCAGAAUCAGGUCCACAUUCUGCCAGCACCAGAACCUGCCCAACAAAUCCACCUAUCAGCCCAUGCGGGUGGAUCAGUUUUUGUUACCACAUCUGGCGGUCAAGGAGUACAGCUCUUGCCAACACGUUUACCAAAUGGUGACAUUGCUUUGGUGUUGCCUGCAUCAAAAGUACCUCAACAGCAAACUCCUACGCCACAAAUGGUUCCGCAAGUGAACCCACAACCAACAGCUAACUCUUCUCCAAGCUCGUCACCAAACACGCGCUUGAUACCAAAUUUAGCACAACUACAUCCAUCAAUGCAAACACCUAAUGUUACUCAUCAAGUAUACGCUGAACAACAUGCAGCUUCUCCAAAUGGCAUGCAUAUGAAUCAGAGAUUAAGCCCAAAUGUUAUCCAACAGCAGAAUGUAGUGAUGGUGAAUCAAUACCAAAACGUAGUCAAACAAAAUUUGACAGUGCCACAAGCAACUUCAGUGAUUGUGCCUACACUUUUAACCGUUCCUCAAAGAACGAGUUCUACCCAUUCGGCAAGCAGUGGCUCCUGCAGUCCAGCUUCAUUCUGCUACGUCAGCCCACCAACUCCUCCAAAAUCUAGCCAUAGUGGAGAAACUCCAGAUCGGUCGACAUUCUCUCCCGAAAUUAACAAUCACGAAUCGCGGGUGGCAUUCCAAAAACAAUGCACACCCGAUAUUGACGUGGAGGAGAGGUUGAAUCAACUUAAUCGCGUAGCUGAUGGUUUACAAGGUGCCUCCGGGGAAAUGCAUAGAGAACACAAAAGACCUAGGCAUCAUUUGUUACAGAGACCCGAAAGCCCCCAGGGUCCGAUUUCUUUGGUCGUUCGCAAACAAAAAACUUACAAAGCCGCUGAAGAUGAAACGAAUCCUUGUUGGAGACCCUGGUAAUUAGUGGAAAUUUUUUAAUCAUUUAUAUGAUAAAAUUCUGAUCAUCAAAUUUUAUUUUAAUUAUAUUUUAAAUUAAAUGUUCUUGAGUGAUAUAAAAAUUAUAAGUUUUUUUGAAAAGUCGUGAUUUGAUAUUGAUUACUGCGCGUAAAGA
Messenger RNA from Ctenocephalides felis (cat flea), 1828 nucleotides. It is a transcript of the gene hry, whose product is annotated as transcription factor HES-1-A. The coding region runs from base 286 to 1677 and encodes 463 amino acids. The transcript is spliced from 5 exons. Gene Ontology annotation, biological process: regulation of transcription by RNA polymerase II; anterior/posterior pattern specification; regulation of neurogenesis. Gene Ontology annotation, molecular function: DNA-binding transcription factor activity, RNA polymerase II-specific; RNA polymerase II cis-regulatory region sequence-specific DNA binding; protein dimerization activity. NCBI's taxonomy places the organism in Eukaryota, Metazoa, Arthropoda, Insecta, Siphonaptera, Pulicidae. The record is from RefSeq and is a predicted model, not a curated record. Gene Ontology annotation, cellular component: nucleus.